GAGAGCUGAGCGUGGAGCUGCAGUGGUUUGAGGAGCUGUCCAGAUGCUGAAACAGCACCACGCAACCUCUCACCUCAUUUUGGGAGCUGGUUGUUGACGGACCGGUUAUCUUCGGAGCAAUUUUCAGAUUUUUUUGAGGGGAGGUAUUAACUCACGAAAGAUGGGUUUAUUCUCAGAAAAAAUCUAAAAGCUGAUUGAAAAAUAUUCAUCUGUUCUCAACUGCAAGGAGAUUCAGAAAAUUCUUUUUUAAAUAUAUAUAUUGAUUUUCUCUUAGAGGCUCAUCCAAGUAAUUUAGAGCAAAAUUACGAUCAAUUCGCCAUAAAUCAGUGUCAGCCACAGCUCUGUGUGUAGGCUACAGCUGGAGAAUGCAGGCAGGAGGGGUGGAGUUCACUGCGUUUACUUUUCAAAGCGCCUCGGUCUCAGACAGAAGGAGCUCAUUCUGCUGAGUUUGAACUGAUGGAUCCCGGCAUUUGAUCCCCACGUUGCUUUUAAGCCAGUCGCCUCGCAGCCGCUCCCACCGCCGCCUUAAUUAAACUUUCCAUGCUGUUGCCCGUCCGGCGGACCGCAUCCAGGAGGUUUGUCUGGACCGCGCUCGCUCCUGCUCCCUUGGCUGCCGCGCUCCGGUUCUCCGCCCUCGGCUCUCCAGGUCCAGCGGAACUCACUCACGCGGCCACAGGAGCUGGCCCGGGUCUCCCGCACGCAUGGAGGGGGACGUAAUGGACAAGGUGGAGGCCACGGCGACGGUCUGUGACUUCGACCCCAUGAGUGGAAGCAUCCCUGCCACCAAAGUGGAGAUCACAGUGUCCUGCAGGAAUCUUUUGGACAGAGACACUUUCUCCAAGUCCGACCCAUUGGUUGUGUUGUACACCCAGGGCGUGGAGUCUAAACAGUGGCGAGAGUUUGGGAGAACGGAGGUGAUAGACAACACGCUAAACCCGGAUUUCGUCAGGAAGUACAUCCUGGACUACUUCUUUGAAGAGAAGCAGAACCUGCGCUUUGACGUGUAUGACAUUGACUCUAAAAGUCCAGAUUUAGCAAAACAUCCCAACGACUUUAACGACUUCCUGGGUCAGGUCUACUGUACUCUAGGAGAGAUCGUGGGCUCGCCUGCCAGUCGUCUGGAGAAACAGCUAGUGGGCAUACCUGGGAAGACAUGUGGAACCAUAAUCUUAUCAGCUGAAGAGCUUGGAAACUGCAGAGAUUAUGCCACCAUGCAGUUCUGUGCCAACAAAUUGGAUAAAAAGGACUUCUUUGGAAAGUCAGACCCCUUCAUGGUCUUCUAUAGAAGUAACGAGGAUGGCACGUUUACAAUUUGUCACAAGACCGAGGUGGUGAAGAAUACCCUGAAUCCUGUGUGGGAGCCCUUUUCCAUCCCUGUCAGAGCACUCUGCAAUGGGGACUAUGAAAGGACAAUCAAGGUGGAGGUGUAUGACUGGGACAGAGAUGGGAGUCACGAUUUCAUUGGUGAAUUCACAACAAGCUACAAAGAGCUAUGCAGAGGCCAGAGCCAGUUAAAUCUAUAUGAGGUGGUGAAUCCAAAGAAGAAACUAAAGAAAAAGAGAUAUAUCAACUCUGGCACGGUGUCAUUACUGUCAUUCAGUGUAGAGUCAGAGCACACAUUCUUGGAUUACAUCAAAGGAGGAACUCAGAUUCACUUCACAGUGGCCAUUGAUUUCACUGCAUCAAACGGAAAUCCAUCGCAGUCCACUUCGCUACACUACAUGAACCCUUAUCAGAUGAAUGCCUAUGCCAUGGCUCUGAAGGCUGUGGGAGAGAUCAUUCAGGACUAUGACAGUGAUAAGAUGUUCCCUGCACUUGGAUUUGGUGCUAAGCUCCCGCCUGACGGGAGGGUGUCUCAUGAGUUUCCACUGAAUGGCAAUGUAGAGAACCCGUACUGUAAUGGUAUGGAGGGGAUUCUCGAAGCUUACCAUCAAAGCCUUAAGACGGUUCAGCUGUAUGGACCCACCAACUUCGCUCCUGUGGUUAAUCACGUGGCAAGGUAUGCAGCAGCCGUGCAGGACGGAUCUCAGUACUUCGUCCUGCUCAUCAUUACAGAUGGAGUUAUAUCGGAUAUGGCUCAGACCAAGGAGGCCAUAGUGAAUGCUGCAAAACUCCCGAUGUCUAUCAUCAUUGUCGGAGUUGGCCAAGCGGAGUUUGAUGCAAUGGUUGAACUGGAUGGUGAUGAUGUCAGAAUCUCAUCACGAGGAAAGUUGGCAGAGAGAGACAUUGUGCAGUUCGUACCAUUCAGAGACUACAUGGACCGCACAGGUAACCACGUCCUCAGCAUGGCCCGGCUGGCCAAAGACGUUCUGGCUGAGAUCCCGGACCAGCUGAUCUCCUACAUGAAGAGCAGAGCCAUUAAGCCCAACCCCGUCCCCCCACCGUACUCAUCCUGCAAGCAGCCCGAGACGGAGUCUGUUUGAUCCCCGCCUCCGACACGGCACCGCCUUGGCCGGGGCAGGUUUCACAUUAAUGCAAACAACCCUUAUGAGCAGAAAGUGGGAAUGAUUUCCAGGCACUUUUACCCCAGUGAAACAAUAAAACUCUAUGAAGAGCCAGAGCAGAGAGACAGCUGUAGAGGAACUUGUUGGUAAUAAGAGGGUUUUAUUUUUCUCUCUGAGAGCACCGAGAGGAGAACCAUGUAAAGGGAAGAUUUAGAUGUUUGCUGUCCAACCUGUCAAAGUGGUGAUGUAAUGGAAACCUGUAGAGAGAGGCCUUUCUGAAGGCGUACACAUAUUAGGAUGUAUUUUGUCUGUGAUACCUUUUUGGAGUUCAUGUGUUAAUCUAGGGAUCCCUUAUGAAUACCAGUUUUUAUUUAUUUAUUGCAGAAAUAAUUUAUUGUUUCGCAGAGAUUUUAUUGGGUUGGGGGAUUGAAGUCGUAUAGAAAUAUAUAUCCUGUAGUUUUCCAUCUUAUAUUUUGUGAUUAGCAUAAGGAAAACUAUCAUUUCUACUACCAUUUCUACUUUGAUAAAGCCUGUAACAUAGAAGCAUGGGAUAAAAAUCUAACAAUGUAGGAAUCAUUUUCGCUCACAGGAAAUUUUUUGACUGUAAGCUGUAACAUAAUCUACCGCCAUCCAGAUUUUUCAUGUCUUAUAUGCAUUUCUAAUCUUUAUAUAAACAGAAUGCACUAAUUAGUGUCAAAACAAAAGCACAAAGUCCUCAUAUUAUUAAGUUAAAUAUGUUUAUUUUGAAAAAUCAAACCAGGAUGAAAAUCAUUUGAAGGAUGGCAAAUCACAUCUUACAACAGCUUUAAUAUUCUCUAGUAUUUUAGACAAAAUUAUUAUUUAGGUAUGUAUAAUGCUUAAUAUUCUUAUAUAUUAAACUAUAUUUUACUUACCAUAUUGAGCAGGAUGUUUACAUAAGAAUAACUGCAUAAUUUCCAUUACAUCCUCAUACAUUAUCUGUAUGCAAAGAAAUAAAUUGUACUUAAGUGAGACUCUUUUGCCAUCUUACUAUUUAUUUAUUUCCAUUGUAUUUGUUGCUAAUGCAUGUCGUUAUCUGGAAUUUUCUUUGGCAAAUCUGGAGGAUCCUUCAGAUUUUAAACUCUGAUGUCAACUUGCUCCCAUCAUUUCUUCCUUAAAUGUAUUUAAAUGUUGUUGAGGGAGGUCUGAACAAUCGGAAAUCAUUGACCAGAAAUUGAAGUGCAUUCAUAUGCACAUUUCUUUCAAAUAUCUAACAAAUACAACAAUUACUGAAUGACUUGAGUUCAGCUAAAGCUUGACUGUACUCAGUCUGGAUCCAGUGUUUUGUUUCUACUAUUGUCCAUAUCGCCAUAAGUACUUUUUUCCAUGUGUAUUUUUUUCCAACUACCACAGACACCAUUUAAAGCUCACACUGUUUUAUUUAUCCUUUAGUUGUGUAAAAAGCCUGUAAGAAGCAUAAAUGAAUCUUUCACUGCUGUAGCAUGAUCUCACAUUAAAGAUGUUCAGAAAUCCAACCUUUUAUCUCACAUUCAAAGAUUAAGACGAGUGACUGAAUACCACUGAAAAUAUGGUUUAUGUUUAAUCUACUUUUAAUUAACCGGGAUAAAAACUCGUUGAGAUUACAUGACUCUUUUACAAGAGAGUCCUGCACUAAGAAGGCUUUACUGUAUCUGGUGUUGAUUUGUCCAAAACCGGAAAUGAUGAAACUCUCCUCAAUGCCCUUCAUGCUAACAAGUUUCUAAGUGGAUGUGGAAGAGAAACAAUCCCUUAGCAUAACAGAUCCUCCACCGUACUCAGCAGUGGCCAUGAGCUUCUUUUCCACACACAUUUAUCUGUUAUUUUACCCCCAAACUGACCUGAAGUAGUGAAGUUUUUUAAGUGUUGAUCAAUUGCUAAUAUGGAUUCUUCACAGCACCAUUCAUUAUUAAAGCUGAAAUACUUUUUUCCCCUUUACCCAUCUAUAUAAUUAUCUUCACUGUUUGUGUUGGAAAAUAAAACUUUAAUCAUUGUAGCAUCUUUAGAUACUUUACUGACUUGCGAAGACUUAUAAAUUAUUUUAAAACUGACCAAUGUUAAAAAGUAAAGCAAAAUAAAAAGCCAUUUACUGUUUUUUAUAGGAAAUGUCUGAUGUGGCAAAAAUUGUCACUGGGUUUUUUUUGUUGUUUUAUUUUUUACUUUUUAAAAAGUUGGAUUUUUCCAAAUUCUUUACUGUGAGAUUAUGCUGAUGCACCAAAAAAGUAAUUCGUGUAUCAAGUUUUUACUUUUACAGGGUUGCCAAUAACAAUAGUUAAUUUUUGUUAUGAAAUUAAAAUUUUGGACUGUUGCUGAUACAUCUUUGUUGAUGGCAUCAUUUUUCGUAAGAAACUCUCCACAGUUCACUUUCUCCCUGUCACUCGGUAUCUUGACCUAGAUGUGCCUACCGUUUUAAAAACAUAUCCAAAUUAAGUUGAUCCAGGUGUUUUAUGUGGAUACAUUGAAAUAGUUGGAAAUGAUAAAACCUCCAGAUUAGGACUGUCACAGUGGCAGCUGUUGAAUCACUCUGUCUCCAUUGGUGUUCUGUAUAUUUUAUACCUUCAGCUCGUCACUAAUAAUCUUUGGAGUAGUUGCUAAGCCUUUCUGUACACUUUUUAAAACCAAGAACUGUUUACAAUUUAACCGUGGCUAUUUACAUUAAUCACCUUUAGGACAAAAACAGCAUUCAUAGGUUUCAUUAAGAUAUUUGUUUGGGUUUUUAGUUUGUUAAUUGAUUUAUUUUUUGUCUUAUUGUGAUUUAAAGUAUUAUUGAAUGACAGUGGAGAACCAAUGUUUACACAGGUUUAUUGCUUCAUCACAGAAUGUGAGUCAGUUUUUUUUGUAUGUUUAUGCAAUGAUCUUUCUUUGCCGUUUGCUGUUUUUUAACUCCUGCUGCUCUAAGCGCUCUCAGAGAGCUGAAAGAGUCUGAUGAGUCCACAGAAACUGAGACCAGAGGCACUAAACUUCUUAGGGUUUGCUCAGAACCUUUUUUUAUUUUUGUUUCUACAUUUUACCGUCAGCAGACAAAGAGUUUAAUCUGCCGCAAACGUAACUUCUCCUUCUGACCUCAAACAAGGCUACCAAGUUACAUAAUAAGUUACAAAUACCAGUAUACCUCUACAGAAGCCAUUUACUACAAAAUAAAACUGAUUUAUACUUCUGAAAUGAAAUAUAGCAGAUUAUCAUCAUUUAACAGUUUGAAUGUUGAUAGCUUAUUUGCAUACAAUGUUUUUUUUUUCCUUCAGUCAGACUCUUCAUUUUUCACAAUGCGAAGAUCAUUUAGCAGCAUGAAGCAAAGAAAUGAGCAUCAUUAUGCAGGUCGUAGUCUGUGACAAAACUGAGAAAAGAGAGCAAAAGCAUUUGAAGUAGAGGUGGUGUGCUUUCAGAGGGAAAAAAUGUAUUCAUUAUGACACCAAAUCAGUUUAAGUAGGAUUAAAUGUUUUAUUUAUUUAUGAGCACCUCUUUUAAGAAUAUAAAAAGGUUUUCUUCUUUUCCCUAAGGCUUUCUUUUCCUCUCACAGGGAAAUAAAAAAAAAAAACCACUACCACGGACACAAUAAUCACUCUUAUGCAAUUGUGAAACAUUAAACAGUUCUGAGUUAUAUUUUUCAGCAGCAGAGCAAUUUAUUUUCCUUAGCGGAAGUUGAUUUUAUUUGUUAUUUCUUUUUAGCUGGUCUUUGAGGCUGAACUCUAAUUAUGUACAUAAGCCCUGUAUGAGGAAUGUCCAGUGCCAACGUGUUCAGUUGUUGAACUUUAGCCUCUGUAGACAGUGUGCAUGUUUGUGCCAAAGUGGCAGGAAGUUUGGUGGUUUCUCUUCAUUUCAGCUGAUUAACGCAUCUCCCACUGACUUUAUUUGUGACAGAGGGCGCCGUUCGGCGAGAACGGCCUCUUCCGGCAUGUUGCAUCUAAGCUUUGUUUCCAUUCUGUUCCUAUCAGAAACAUACUGAAUGGGUUCUUCUUGCCACUGCUCCUGUUUUAACCCAGGUUGUUUACAUACCUCUUUUGAUCUCUGACUUGCAUGCUGAAAAAAAAAUAAAAAAUUUCCAAACCAAGUGUUGGACACAAUACUGUCGUCAUACUGUGGUUUGUGAAAUGCUUUGUAAUGGAUUGCCUUAACUGAAGAUCAAUAAACUAUUGAUAACUUUGGCA
This is a messenger RNA of Xiphophorus maculatus (southern platyfish), 6583 nucleotides long. It is a transcript of the gene cpne5a, whose product is annotated as copine-5-like. The record is from RefSeq and is a predicted model, not a curated record. Gene Ontology annotation, molecular function: calcium-dependent phospholipid binding. Gene Ontology annotation, biological process: cellular response to calcium ion. The transcript is spliced from 21 exons. NCBI's taxonomy places the organism in Eukaryota, Metazoa, Chordata, Actinopteri, Cyprinodontiformes, Poeciliidae. Gene Ontology annotation, cellular component: plasma membrane. Bases 702 to 2423 code for a protein of 573 amino acids.